Pungitius pungitius (ninespine stickleback) is the source of this 2730-nucleotide messenger RNA. RefSeq names its product serine/threonine-protein phosphatase PP1-beta catalytic subunit-like. The coding region runs from base 18 to 1169 and encodes 383 amino acids. Gene Ontology annotation, cellular component: cytoplasm; nucleus. The transcript has 8 exons. The record is from RefSeq and is a predicted model, not a curated record. NCBI's taxonomy places the organism in Eukaryota, Metazoa, Chordata, Actinopteri, Perciformes, Gasterosteidae. Gene Ontology annotation, biological process: circadian regulation of gene expression; regulation of circadian rhythm. Gene Ontology annotation, molecular function: protein serine/threonine phosphatase activity.
AAGCGGUUUGAAGAUGGAUGGAUGGAUUGAUGUAUAACGGUGUUUUAAAGCGAGUGGAAUGGUGCUACCUCUUUUUUAACUGUAGCAUUAACGUCAUUCCCCGCGUUACUGUUCCCACGACAACAGCGCCCCCUGUUUCCCGCGAGGGGAACCUAACCGGCCAGCACCACCUAAUCAGUUUGAAGAUGGCGGAGGGUGAAUUGAACGUGGACAGCCUCAUCUCUCGGCUCCUGGAAGUACGGGGAUGUCGCCCGGGGAAGAUCGUGCAGAUGACCGAGGCAGAGGUUCGCGGCCUCUGCAUUAAAUCCAGGGAGAUCUUCCUCAGCCAGCCCAUCCUGCUGGAGCUGGAGGCGCCCCUGAAGAUCUGUGGUGACAUCCACGGCCAAUACACAGAUCUCCUGAGGCUGUUUGAGUAUGGCGGUUUCCCUCCAGAGGCCAACUACCUGUUCCUGGGCGACUACGUGGACCGAGGGAAACAGUCCCUGGAAACCAUCUGCCUUCUGCUGGCCUACAAAAUCAAAUACCCAGAGAACUUUUUCCUGCUCAGGGGCAACCACGAGUGUGCAUCCAUCAACCGCAUCUACGGCUUCUACGAUGAGUGCAAGCGCAGGUUCAACAUUAAGUUGUGGAAGACCUUCACUGACUGCUUCAACUGCCUCCCCAUUGCUGCUAUCAUUGAUGAGAAGAUCUUCUGCUGCCAUGGAGGGCUAUCGCCUGAUUUGCAGUCGAUGGAGCAGAUUCGAAGGAUCAUGAGGCCAACGGACGUGCCAGACACAGGCCUGCUGUGUGACCUUUUGUGGUCCGACCCAGAUAAGGAUGUCCAAGGUUGGGGAGAGAACGACCGCGGGGUCUCCUUCACCUUCGGAGCAGAUGUGGUCAGCAAGUUCCUAAACCGCCACGACCUGGACCUCAUCUGCAGAGCCCACCAAGUUGUGGAGGAUGGCUAUGAGUUCUUUGCCAAACGCCAACUGGUCACACUUUUCUCCGCUCCAAACUACUGCGGGGAGUUUGACAACGCCGGCGGCAUGAUGAGCGUUGAUGAAUCCCUCAUGUGCUCCUUCCAGAUCCUGAAGCCUUCAGAGAAGAAGGCCAAGUACCAGUACGGUGGUGUGAAUUCUGGUCGGCCUGUCACCCCGCCCCGUACCACCCAAGCCCCCAAGAAGAGGUGAACGUGCAGCCUUGCGCCCCCAUCCCUUCUCGCCCCCACCUCUGCGGCCCCUCCCCCUGUUCAUUCCUGUUCUGCGACCGCGGCAACCCCUGUAACUCCCUUGUAUAGCGAAGAUACAGGGCUUAUCUAAUUGCCCAAAUCGUUCUACCCCCUUUCUCCCAACUUACCCACCGCAUCCACAAUUCCACUGACAGCUCUUUUCUUAAUGUGUAUGUGUACAUAAAUUUGCCGUGACCAAUCUGUUUUACUGUUUGCUUGUGUGUCGGUGUUUUUCUAAUAUCAUUAAUAGAUUCUCUAAUAGAUUCCAACUGCUAUUGGAGGUUUUCUGAGGAUCUGUGUCAUGUUGGUUUAGAGGGGCAAAGUGACUGAGUGAGAGGAAUUGUUUUUCAGUUUAACAGAUUGAACGUUCUUUUGCUUUGACCUCUCAAAAAAGCAGAACGAAUCCUCCCAAUUUAUUUGAAUGAUACGGAGAUAUCCGUGCUAUAUCUGUUGACACAAAUAAGAUUUCUUAUAUCCGGGUUUAACAGUUCAAACACAUUACAGCAUAUGUGGUGCACUUGCGGUGGUUGUGCAGGGACACAUUUGAUGUAUUUACACCCCGAAAAAAUUGCACCUCCCCAAUGAGAAGCAAAGAAUGUGAAGAGACCGGCUUGAAUGAAGCAUAGAGGAUAAUUCGGAUGCUGCUGGCAGUGGACUCUCCCCGAAACUUAACGCCCACUAGGCAUUGAUUCCUCCGCUCUGUUAUGCCUCCCUGUGCCUCAACAUCACAAAAGCGUGCCGCUCCCCACAGAGCUGGUAUUGACAUUUUCCAGGUUAAAUUCAUCAUUAGUUCUCAGCAAGAUCAUUUCCCCAGUAUUAUCCUCUGGAUAUAUGGUGUACUUAAAGUCCUUAAGAAAUUGUCCUUUCCUAGUGUUUGUAUGAAGAAGGAUACAAAGUAUCUAACAGCACUGCUUAAAUUUAGUAGUGUUUAACGUAUCUAAGUAGGCCGUACAGUGUAAAAACAACCAAAUAUUCCAAAAAUCUAGCUUGACAUAAUGCUCCACAGUAUUUGAAUUGUUUAGUGCUGUGAUUAUAGAGUACAUAAUAAAAGGUUUCUUUUGGAAGCCGUGAAGUAAAAUGAAUGGUAUCUUCCUGUCUCAUCACCCAAAUCCCUUCUGGAGAAUGGAAACUGGAGGAGUUGAGUGUGGGUGGACAAGAUUUGCUGUGUGAUGUGAUGCCACCUGGUGUGUAAAUACAGUAGUACAGUACAAAUCGGAUGUGAAUUUCAAACAGCUCAUAAUGUGGCUCUCCAUUACAUCGCUGGUAUAAAAUGUUGUCUUUCACCAUGGGGAGGUAUCUACAGUCUAUUGCAAAUUAGAUGCAGUUGAACUUUUUUUCUGCUUUUUGUGUUAUUUCUGUUGUAUUUCUAUGAUCUCUAUUCACAUUGCUUACUUUUUACUCACUUAAUGUAUUUCCUAAAACUGAUAAUAAGGAAACAAUGAGGUGUUACCAAAAGCUGUUUUGCAAUUUGUACAAGUUUGUUUGAAAGUCUGUAAAUUCAAUAAAAUGGAUGAAAACCAAAA